Molecule: messenger RNA, 528 nt
Organism: Cajanus cajan (pigeon pea)
Lineage: Eukaryota; Viridiplantae; Streptophyta; Magnoliopsida; Fabales; Fabaceae
Source: RefSeq, a predicted model, not a curated record
AUGAAGGUGAUAGACAUUGACACAAUACUGGAGCGUUGCAUCUACAAAGCAUUGCCGGAUUCUGUAAUAACAGAUUCGUUGUUACUUGAGAACCAAUUUCCUUUUUCUCUUCUUCAGACUCUCUUUGAUAAACGAGAUCUCGUAAUUCCAUUAUUGGUAGUGGAAGAUAGGACAGAAAUUGUGUUUAGGAAUUUGGUGGCAUUGGAGCAGUGCCACUAUCUUGAUGCAUCUUACAUUACGGAUUAUAUUGGUGUAAUGGACAUUCUUAUAAACAUGAGCAGAGAUGUGGAUAUACCGAUUCAAAAGAAAGUAUUGAUUAACUGGUUAGGGGAUACUGAUUCUAUGGCUAACCUUUUUACUGGUCUUUUUAAAGGUAUUGUGAUGUCGACUCUAAAGCGUGAAUAUUUUGAUACUCCUUGGAAAAUUGCAGUUUCAACGGCUGGAAUUCUUCUUCUAAUUUUGGCUGUGAUCCAAACAGUUUGUGCUCUCAUAGAAGUAACACAUGGGGAAGACAUCACAUCUAUCUAG